This is a messenger RNA of Alternaria arborescens, 510 nucleotides long. RefSeq lists its product as hypothetical. Bases 1 to 510 code for a protein of 169 amino acids. Lineage: Eukaryota; Fungi; Ascomycota; Dothideomycetes; Pleosporales; Pleosporaceae. The record is from RefSeq and is a predicted model, not a curated record. Gene Ontology annotation, cellular component: endoplasmic reticulum; cytosol. The transcript has 3 exons.
AUGGCAUCGUCAUCUGCGGCAGCGGGGCUGCUGGCUCGCCAGCUUAAGCAAAUGCAAAACGACAAGAGCAUAUCGGGCAUAAGCUGCGGUCUAGUGGACAGCAAUGUGUUCGAGUGGGAGGUGAUGCUGAUGAUCGACGAUGAUACAAAGUUCUACGGAGGAGGGUUCUUCCGCGCGCGCCUCACCUUUCCCAGCGAAUACCCUCUUCUACCGCCAAAGAUGCGCUUCGAGACACCCAUCUUCCACCCCAACAUCUACCAAAACGGCGAAGUAUGUAUCUCGAUCCUACACCCCCCAGAAGAAGACAAGUACGGUUACGAAUCCGCCGCUGAACGCUGGUCGCCCGUUCAAACGCCCGAGACCAUCCUCCUCUCCGUCAUCUCCAUGCUGUCCAGUCCGAACGAUGAGUCACCAGCAAACGUCGAAGCCGCGAGCUUGUGGCGAGACAACACACCGGAGUUCAAGAAGAGGGUGCGGAAGUGCGUCAGGGACAGUCUGGAGUUUGAAUGA